GAUAUCUGAGCGAGGAAGCUGAAGAAAAUGUCAGCCUCCACCAGUGACUGUAGUGCUCGUUUAAAUCAGUUCAAAAAUAAAGGAAAAGAUGCAAAUGAGUUAAGGCGAAGGAGAAUAGAGGUCAAUGUGGAGCUCAGAAAAGCAAAGAAGGAUGAGCAGAUUUUGAAGCGAAGGAAUGUGAGCUGUUUGCCAGAUGAUGCCUCAUUUUCUACACUCCAAGAACAAAAUCAAAAUGCACAGCAUUGGAGUGUUGAAGAGAUUGUCAAUGGUGUACAAAGCGAAAAUUUGGAUCAACAGCUACAGGCCACACAAGCUGCAAGGAAAUUGCUGUCCAAAGAAAAACAACCUCCUAUUGACUCCAUUGUAGAUGCAGGUUUGAUCACUGCAUUAGUAAACUUUCUUGCAUUCUCCCACUGUCCUCCCAUCCAAUUCGAAGCUAGCUGGGCCCUUACCAACAUCGCCUCUGGCACCUCAGACCACACAAGGGCUGUAGUGGAUGCUGGUGCCAUUCCAGCCUUCAUCACCCUAAUCAUGUCUCCUUAUCCUCAUGUCAGCGAGCAAGCCAUCUGGGCCCUUGGUAAUAUUGCUGGUGAUGGUUCUGCGUACAGGGACAAAGUAAUCAAACAUGGCGCCAUUGAGCCCCUGCUUGCACUGUUGUCUGUUUCCGAUCUGUCUGUUUUCACUCUGGGUUACCUGAGGAACUUGGCGUGGACUCUGUCGAACCUCUGCAGGAAUAAGAACCCGGCUCCUCCCCUGGCUGCAGUGCAGCAGAUGCUGCCAGCUCUGCUAAAACUUCUUUACUAUGAAGAUGCUGAGGUGCUGGCCGAUACGUGCUGGGCCAUUUCCUACCUCACAGACGGUCCUAACGAGCGCAUUGAGGUGGUGCUGCAGGCUGGCGUUCACCCUCGCCUCGUCCAGCUGCUUGCUUGCUCAGACAUAGCCAUCAUGACUCCAUGUUUGCGAGCACUGGGAAAUAUCGUGACGGGUACAGAUGAGCAGACUCAGAGGGUUCUAAAUGCCGGUGCAUUGACUCUGUUUCCAAUUUUGCUCCGACACCCGAAAAACAACAUUCAAAAAGAGGCGGCUUGGGCGCUGUCCAACAUCACGGCUGGGAAAGACUCGCAGAUCCAGGAGGUGGUUGAUGCUGGUCUGGUGCCACUGCUAGUGGAGGUGCUGCAGCAGGGUGACUUUAGGACUCAAAAAGAGGCUGUGUGGGCCAUCACCAAUUACACCAGUGGGGGUACGGUGCAGCAGGUGGCGUAUUUGGUUCAGUCUGGAGUCAUCAGCCCUCUUCUGAACCUUCUCUCAGUAAACGAGAGCAAGACCAUCAUGGUCAUCCUGGACGCCAUUUCUAAUAUUUUCAUGGCUGCAGAUAAGAUGUCUGAGACAGAGAAGGUUUGUAUGAUGAUUGAGGAAUGUGGAGGACUGGACAGGAUUGAAGCUUUGCAAGCUCAUGAGAAUGAGAUGGUCUACAAAGCAGCACUCAACCUCAUAGAGAAAUACUUCUCAGAAGAGGAUGAAGAGGAUCAAUGCGUGGCUCCUGAAGCUCACAGUGAUGGUUUUGCCUUCCAGAUUGCUGAUAACCAAAGCACUUUCGACUUCUAAAACACUUUCUCAUUCUACCACUCCACCUUACUUUUUAUACAGUUAUAAACAUUUUAUGCAAGUUUUGUAUAUAAAGACAUGCUCUUUUUACUCCAACCCUGUAAAUAAAUAUUUUAUUAUGAA
Molecule: messenger RNA, 1728 nt
Organism: Trichomycterus rosablanca
Lineage: Eukaryota; Metazoa; Chordata; Actinopteri; Siluriformes; Trichomycteridae
Product: importin subunit alpha-1-like
Exons: 11
Coding region: 28-1605 (525 amino acids)
Biological process (GO): NLS-bearing protein import into nucleus
Cellular component (GO): nucleus; cytoplasm
Molecular function (GO): protein binding; nuclear import signal receptor activity
Source: RefSeq, a predicted model, not a curated record